This is a messenger RNA of Cuscuta europaea, 1214 nucleotides long. The record is from the annotation of a GenBank genome assembly. Lineage: Eukaryota; Viridiplantae; Streptophyta; Magnoliopsida; Solanales; Convolvulaceae.
UGCACAUUUCGACAAAAAGAAGCUUAACACAGUAGAAAACUAGAAAUCGAUUGAAGGGGUAUAGCCCAGUCUUCCUCCUCCCCUUAACACAGUAGAAAACUAGAAAUCGAUUGAAGGGAAAAGAUGGCAGGCAGGACAUUUAAAUAAUUAGAUCUUCUUUGUUUUCUUUUGUACUUGUAGGUUUUCUCCUAAUCAGUAAUGAGCGCAGGAGGCAAGUCAGGCAAUCGGGAGGAAGUUGCGGUUUUAUUGUUUUGGGGCGGGGAAAUCAUAAAGAAGGGAUAUCUCGGCUCCGUGGAUUAUUCAGAUCCGCCAAAAACGAUGUGUUUCUUGAGUCGCGACAGUGAUCAUGAGGAUCUCGUGGAGGAAGUGCAUUCGGCGAUGAACACCGAUGAAGAGGAAACGAGUUUGAGUCUGUUCGGGAAGUACGCGACGAAGGUGGACCGAGAGAAAUUGGUGUUCGUCUCUAUUCCGCUCACUGAUUAUCGAUCGUGGCGGUGGUUUUUGAAGUCGGUGGAUCUCUCCCAGCCCGUUCAUGUGUAUGCCAUCGCCACCGGAAAGAGCAGAGCACCAGAUACUGAGCGGCGCAACCCCAGAGCGCGUGCUUCAAGGAGCGUGCGGAGGAAGGGACGCCGAGGCGCGUGCUCGUCGUCGUCGCCGAUGCGGAUCUCUGUUAGGACCGCGACGGGGAAGAGCAUCCCCUGCGAGGUCGAAUCAUCGGACACGGUUGGUGAAUUGAAGGAACAAAUAGAGGAUACGGAAGGCAUUCCGCCUGAGCAGCAGCGUCUCAUCUUCGCAGGAAGGCAACUGGAUGACGAUCGGACGCUAGCGGAUUACAACAUCCAGCCGAAUUCCAUUAUCCAUAUCGCCCUCAGGUUAUGCGGUUGCUAGUUGAUUUCAAUGUAUUUACCUUCUCUAGCACCAGCCACUGAACCUUUCCUUUCGCAAUCUCAGAUGUGGAGUAUUUAGUGCACUUUUGUUUUUGUUUUUCCGAUUUGAAUCGUUGCGUGAUGAAUGGAUUGGGUUUUCUACCCAAACUUUAGGUUUUGAUAUUCACCUGGCUGCAUUGAUGAUCUAUAAUCACCAUUACAAUGAGAGCCCGCUGAUUCUGGCGAAAAUUCGAGUUUUGGCUGAAUUGCCUGUAUUUGCCAAGGUUCCGGUGAUUUGUGAAUAAAUUAUAUUUAAAAUAUAUUUGAUUAAUAAAAUAAAGAAGAAAU